AGAGAGAGAGUGAAGAUAGACAAGUGUUUUUGCUCUUUAUAAACAGAGCUCACUCUUCUCAUCUCUUUGCUCUGUGCUUUGCUUUGCUUUUUCCCAAAUGGCACAAGCUCUCUCAACUACUGCUCUGCUUCUCAAUGUGUCUCUCUUGUUAGUAAUGUUGUUGUUUUUCUCCAACAAUGUGCUUGGAAUGAAGCAACACCAUAACAAGAAACAAGCGACACAAAACUACAGAGAUGCACUCUCAAAGUCCAUACUGUUCUUUGAAGGGCAGAGGUCAGGGAAACUUCCUGCAAACCAGAGGAUGAAGUGGAGAAGAGACUCUGGACUCUCAGAUGGCUCUGCAAUGCAUGUGGACUUGGUUGGAGGGUACUAUGAUGCAGGGGAUAAUGUGAAGUUUGGAUUUCCAAUGGCAUUUACAACAACAAUGCUUUCAUGGAGUGUGAUUGAGUUUGGUGGUAUGAUGAAGGGUGAGCUUCAGCAUGCUAAGGAUGCUAUUCGUUGGGCCACUGAUUAUCUUCUCAAAGCCACUGCUCAUCCCAACACCAUCUAUGUUCAGGUGGGAGAUGCAAACAGUGACCAUGCAUGUUGGGAAAGGCCAGAAGACAUGGACACACCAAGAACAGUACUAAAAAUAGACCCACAAAACCCAGGUUCAGACGUUGCAGCUGAGACUGCUGCUGCACUCGCCGCUGCUUCCAUUGUCUUCCGCCGUUCAGACCCUUCCUACUCUAAACUCCUCCUCAAAACCUCCAUCAAAGUCUUUGAUUUUGCAGACAAGUUCAGAGGCCCUUACAGCAACUCACUCAAAUCCUUUGUCUGUCCAUUCUACUGCUCUUACUCUGGUUACCAGGAUGAGUUGCUAUGGGGAGCAGCAUGGUUACACAGAGCAACAAAGAACCCAAAAUACUUAUACUACAUCAAACUCAACGGUCAAACACUCGGUGCUGAUGAAUCUGACAACACAUUUGGUUGGGAUAACAAGCAUGUUGGUGCUAGAAUCCUCCUCUCCAAGGCUUAUUUGGUGCAGAAUGUGAAGGAGUUGCAUGACUACAAAGGUCAUGCAGAUAACUUCAUUUGUUCUAUAAUCCCUGGAGCUUCCUUCUCUUCAACUCAGUACACAAGAGGGGGUUUGUUGUUCAAGAUGGGAGACAGUAACAUGCAGUAUGUGACGUCUACAUCCUUCUUGUUGGUCACCUACGCCAAAUAUCUCACUUUCUCUUCUCAAACUGUGUCUUGUGCUGGCACUGUUGUCACUGCCAAGAAACUCCGCUCCAUUGCCAAGCGCCAGGUGGAUUACCUACUGGGUGAGAACCCAAUGCGGAUGUCAUACAUGGUGGGUUACGGAUCCAAAUACCCUAAACGGAUCCACCACCGAGGCUCAUCUCUGCCGUCCAUCUCGUCCCACCCUGCUCGGAUCGCAUGCCAUGCAGGCUUCUCCGUUCUCGGCUCAAUGGCACCGAACCCUAAUCUCCUCGUCGGAGCCGUCGUCGGUGGCCCUGACGCCCAAGACCGCUUCCCGGAUCUUAGAUCCGAUUACGAACAAUCCGAACCCGCUACGUAUAUCAAUGCUCCUCUCGUUGGCGCUCUGGCUUAUCUCGCCCACUCAUCCGGCCAGAUCUGAUCCCGAGGCACUCAAGACGUUAAUUACGUUUUUAGUUAAUUAAUUAGUGUUUAAUGAAGUUUAAUUAAGAAGUGGGACCCCGGUGUCAUCUGAAGAGAGGGCAUAGGUGGGUUUUAUUAUUAAUAUUAUUAAUAUUAUUAUUAUAUUGUUUUUAGGCUUUUGAAGUGAGUGAUUAAAGGGUUAAUUAAGGUUAAAGAGUGUUUUAGUGUUUUUAAGUAGGGUUUGACUAGUCAACCUUGCUUUUGUGUUGGUGUUUGUGCGAGUUGUAACUUUGUCUUGUUUCAAUGAAUUAAUAUUAUAAUAUAUAUAUAUUAGUUUGUUA
Molecule: messenger RNA, 1943 nt
Organism: Dioscorea cayenensis subsp. rotundata (Guinea yam)
Lineage: Eukaryota; Viridiplantae; Streptophyta; Magnoliopsida; Dioscoreales; Dioscoreaceae
Product: endoglucanase 17-like
Exons: 7
Coding region: 98-1621 (507 amino acids)
Biological process (GO): carbohydrate metabolic process
Molecular function (GO): hydrolase activity, hydrolyzing O-glycosyl compounds
Source: RefSeq, a predicted model, not a curated record